UCCGGGACGGUUCCGGGGAGUCGCCGCCAUGUUCCUGUCCGUGGUCGCCCUUGCCAAGAGCAAGUCAAAAGUCAUUCUGGUGAGAAUGUUAAGUGAAGCUGGCACUGGUUACUCCUUCAACACUAAGAGAAGCCGAUUAAAGGACAAGCUGACUCUGCUGCAUUAUGAUCCCUUCGUGAAGAAAAAAGUCCUUUUUGUGGAACAGAAAAAAAUACGCUCCCUCUAAACAAUGGGAUUGAAAAUGAAUUUGACUUAAA
Molecule: messenger RNA, 257 nt
Organism: Suncus etruscus (white-toothed pygmy shrew)
Lineage: Eukaryota; Metazoa; Chordata; Mammalia; Eulipotyphla; Soricidae
Gene: MRPL33
Product: mitochondrial ribosomal protein L33
Exons: 4
Coding region: 29-226 (65 amino acids)
Biological process (GO): translation
Cellular component (GO): mitochondrion; ribosome
Molecular function (GO): structural constituent of ribosome
Source: RefSeq, a predicted model, not a curated record